This is a messenger RNA of Pneumocystis jirovecii RU7, 1350 nucleotides long. Its product is annotated as chromatin-binding transcription regulator ADA2. Gene Ontology annotation, biological process: chromatin remodeling; regulation of transcription by RNA polymerase II. Gene Ontology annotation, cellular component: nucleus; SAGA-type complex. The transcript has 4 exons. Bases 1 to 1350 code for a protein of 449 amino acids. The record is from RefSeq and is a predicted model, not a curated record. NCBI's taxonomy places the organism in Eukaryota, Fungi, Ascomycota, Pneumocystomycetes, Pneumocystales, Pneumocystaceae. Gene Ontology annotation, molecular function: chromatin binding; zinc ion binding; transcription coactivator activity.
AUGCCUUUAAAUAAAUAUCAUUGUGAUAUUUGUGGCUUAGAUAUCUCUCGAGUUACUUAUAUUCGAUGCGCAAAUUGCGAUAACUUUGAUCUUUGUAUAUCAUGUUUUUCAGCAGGUUCUGAAAUAGGUACACAUAAAUCUGACCAUUCAUACCGUGUUAUUGAACAGCCAAUAUUUCCUAUUUUUGAUAAGGACUGGGGGGCUGAUGAGGAGUUAAUGCUUAUAGAAGGCCUUGAUAGCUACGGACUUGGCAACUGGCAAGAUGUUGCUGAUUAUCUUGGUAGUGGUAGAUCUAAAGAAGAAUGUGAAAGACACUAUAAUGAAAUAUAUAUAUCUAGUCCUUCUUUUCCAUAUGCGAAACAUCUAGCUUUUAAUAUUAAUCACGAAGAACUUCUAAAACAUAGAAGAGAAAGAAUUAGAAAACUAUCAUUAAUAAACAAACUUUCUUUUCUACAAAAACAUAAACCAGUAGUUUCUACUCCAUCAUGUCAUGAAGUACAAGGGUAUAUGCCUGGUCGACUUGAAUUUGAAACAGAAUAUGAAAAUGAUGCAGAACUCACAAUUAAAGACAUGAAUUUUGACGAUGAACUUUCUGAUGACACGGAAGAUGUUAUUGAAUUAAAAUUAACAAUAUUAGAUAUAUAUAACUCUAAAUUAAAUAAACGUUCAGAAAGAAAAAGAAUUAUAUUUGAACACGGACUUUUAGAUUAUAAAAAAAACAUGGCUAACGAAAAAAAAAUGACUAAAAGUGAAAAAGAACUAAUUAAUAAAAUCAAGGCUUAUGCUAGACUUCAAAAUGCUUCAGACUAUAAUGCAUUUUCCAAAGGACUAUUAAAUGAAUUAAAAAUCCGAAGAAAAAUUUCAGAAUUACAGAAAUGGAGACAAAAUGGAUUUACUACAUUAGAAGAAGGCCAAAAAUAUGAACGCGAUAAAGCUCAAAAACAACUAGCAAUACGGAAUUCUAUAACUUCUGAGAGAACUAUUUCACGUCAUGCAAAAAACUCAUCAAAAUUGCCACAAACUAUAUCUUCAGAUGAAUGUGCUUCAAAUCAAACAAAAGACUCUAAUUCUAAGCCCUUAAAAAAACAAACAACUUCUUUUAAACUAUUAACUGCAUCUGGACAACAUCUUCUUACACCUAGUGAACAAACACUUUGUACUCAAUUGCACAUUUUACCAAAACCGUAUCUCGUUAUUAAAGAAACAAUCUUUCGAAAACUUAUAAAAACAAGGGGCAAGUUAAAGAAAAAAAAAACUCGUGAACUGAUAAAAAUUGAUGUUAAUAAAACUUCAAAAAUCCUUGAUUUUAUGAUUAAUCAAGGAUGGAUUAAAAAAAAAGGAUCUACUUAA